UACUUAUGUUAUGCACGAAGUUUGAAAAAAAUAAAGCUACAAAAAUUUAUUAUAUAUAAUUUUUCUCUACAUGCUUAAACUUAACAUUUUUAUCGGUUACUCAAAGACACUCCUUCAAUAUUUAGACUAUAAAUUUUAAUUUAAUACUGUAUAAUUUUUAAAAUUUGGUCAAACACCAUCAUGGGAAGGGGUAUAGUAUAUAAAGGUCAAUGAAAAUGUCUCAUUUGAUACAUACAUCUGAUGUAUCAACUGAAUUGUGGAAAAUUAUGAACCAUGUCAAAGAACCCUCACACUCUUCUUCAGGGUGUAAUUUCUCUACUCAAUUUCAAAGUUCACAACAAAUGGAUUGGAUCAGGGUUCAAGAUUCUCUAAAGGGACGACUGAUUACUGAAGAUGACUUCAAAUGGAGAUUACCCACAAGAGAAAAAGAAGGGAGCUGUGAAAUACUGAAGUAUGUUGGUGGGGUUGACUUAAGUUUCUCAAAAGAUGAUUCAUCUAUUGCCUGUGGCACCCUUGUUGUGUUGGAUUUGCAGACCCACAAAGUUGUUUACGAAGAUUCUUCUAUUGCUAGGCUUCACAUUCCAUAUGUUCCUGGCUUCCUUGCUUUCAGAGAGGCUCCUGUUCUUCUGGAACUUUUGGAUAAAAUGAAGAACAAUGCUCAUCCUUUCUACCCGCAGCUAUUGAUGGUUGAUGGCAAUGGAUUGCUUCAUCCUCGAGGUUUUGGCUUGGCUUGUCAUAUUGGUGUCUUAGCUGAUCUUCCUACUGUUGGAGUCGGAAAGAAUUUGCACCAUGUUGAUGGUCUUACACAAUCUCGGGUAAGAGAACUCCUUCAAUCAGCAGACUCUCCUGAAAAUAUCUUGCCACUAAUUGGGGACUCCGGAUGUACGUGGGGAGCGGCAAUGCGAUCAUCUCAGGGCUCUUUGAAGCCCAUAUUUAUUUCAGUUGGUCAUCGUAUAUCUCUCGCCACAGCCAUUGAAAUUGUGAGGAUGGUAUGCAGAUUUCGUGUUCCAGAGCCCAUCCGGCAGGCUGAUAUAAGAUCAAGGGAAUGCCUGCGGAAUAAUCGAUGAUUUGUGUCCACACUUCUCUCAGUUCUUUGUUAUUUGAUAGGUUCUGAGUAUGAGCAAAUUAUGAUCAUGUUGAUAAUACGAUGCAACCAUAAGUUUUGAGUUCAAGAUUUGUUGAAAUAAAUCAAAUUUACCUUUUUGGUGCUUUA
This is a messenger RNA of Capsicum annuum, 1213 nucleotides long. RefSeq names its product endonuclease V. Gene Ontology annotation, cellular component: cytoplasm; nucleolus. NCBI's taxonomy places the organism in Eukaryota, Viridiplantae, Streptophyta, Magnoliopsida, Solanales, Solanaceae. Bases 210 to 1067 code for a protein of 285 amino acids. The transcript is spliced from 8 exons. Gene Ontology annotation, biological process: DNA repair. Gene Ontology annotation, molecular function: single-stranded RNA binding; RNA endonuclease activity producing 5'-phosphomonoesters, hydrolytic mechanism. The record is from RefSeq and is a predicted model, not a curated record.